UUCGUAGAAUAUUUCAUAGUGUCACUGUGUGUGUACGCACACACUCUCUCACUCUCUUUUUAGCAGUUCAACUAUUCAUUAGCAACAAAAAUUCAGCCAUGGCUGAGCAAGUCCAAGAAACAUCGCUACAAGUGGUGAACAAGAACACGAGAUUGGGAGAGACGGACGUCCAAGAUUGCAGUCUAUGGCAUCACUUGAUCUUCUGCCAAGAGCUCGAAAAUGAUGACCAGAAACAAGCUCUUUGCUGGCUGUGCAACAAACUAGUAUCGGGAAGUCCCGCUUACAAAUGCUUGAAAUGCAACUUCCGCCAACAUAAAUCAUGCAUUGACAAACCACACGGCGUAGAUCUUGAAAUCGAACAUAAAUAUUGGUGGAAACGACAUCACUUGAUGCUCAUAGUGAUAGACAUCACUAUUAACGUCGUUUGCUCGGGAUGCAAGGAACCAGUAUUCGGUCCCGCCUAUAAAUGCUCCAUACCCGAAUGCGCCUUCCUUCUCCACAAAUCGUGCGGCGAACUAUCCAACGCUAUCCAGCACCCUAUCCACCCAGAUCACGCACUUCUUCUCCAAGAGCCAUCAGCGGGUGAUGAUUGUUCUGUUUGCCACAAAAAUUGCGGCGGGUCCUUCUUUUACCGUUGCCGCCUCUGUUCUUUCAACCUCGACGUCAUAUGUGCUUCGCGCUGGAGAACCAACGCCGACGAUUGCCCCAAACACGCACUUGUCCCCUUGCGGAAGGGAAUACAGUUCACUUGCGAAUCUUGUGGCGAGAAAGCCUUGGAUGGCGGCUACAUGUGUAGCGAAUGUCGAGUCUUGAUUCAUGGUAAGUGUGAUCUCUUUCCACACACCAUUAACACUAAGACACAUGAUCACUCUCUUGUUCGUACCUAUUCUCUAAUUUGUCAAGUCGAGAAACAGGACAACGUGAUUUGUAAACUCUGUUAUAAAAAGGUGAAAACAGAGUAUGCAGCUUACUUUUGUCGGGAAUGUGGCUAUGUUGCCCACUUGCAAUGUGCAAAAGAGCACCAAAGCUCUAGUGGAGCCACUAAUUCCGUUGACUACUUAACUCAUUUGGUUCAUUUGGUUGAGGGAAUCAGUCUAGUGGAAGACCAAAAGGUUAGUCCUCAGGAGAUCAAUCAUUUCAGUCAUCCACAACAUAACUUAAUCCUCGGCAAUGAAGAGCUCAUGGACAACAUGCGUUGUGAGGCAUGCAUGCAUUUAAUCUUUGGCACCCCGUUUUACGUAUGUGUCCAUUGCAAUUUCUCUCUUCAUAAUAGAUGUGCUAAACUACCCUUAAAGAUUAAGCGAAGACUAUUUCAUGAACAUUCACUCACCCUCCUCUCUCAGGCACCAUACAAGGAUGGAUUGUUCUGGUGUGAUGCUUGUAAUCGCGGUCGCCAUGGCUUCACCUAUAUAUGUGACGAAUGUGAAUGGUACAACUUAGACAUUCAAUGUUGUUUAAUUCCGGAAACCCUUAAACAUGAAGAUUGCAAGUUCACCUUAUGUAUUAGAUGUGCAACUCUUCCACUUGUAGGUAAAUAUCAAUAUGAUACGCAUCUCCUAAAACUUUCUUAUAGACGUGAAGACGAUUCCGAAGAGUAUUAUUGUUUGAUUUGUGAAGAAGAAAGAGAUCAUCUAGAUUACUGGUUUUAUUACUGUGAUAAAUGUAAGUUCACUGCUCAUCCCCGAUGUAUCAUUGAAGAGAAUCCAUGCAUUAAGUUUGGAAGAACUUACAUAGAUAAAGAUCACCAACAUCCUCUCACUUAAAGUAUAUGGGACAAGGUUGGUACCUCUAACAGAUGAACACUUGGAGAGGGAGAUCACAACAUUAGGAAAAAGAGAUUCCAAAAUUGCGAAUUAUAUAGCUAGACCAGCUCCAGGAUAUGGUUUCUGUGAACGAUGAUCAGCUCAUGUAGCCUACAAAAUAUGAAUGUUAAUCUAAUUGCUUUGAGUUCUCCGGCACCUUAUUGUACUAAAAAAACACCAUCUUUCUUGGCAAAGGAGUUGGAAAAAAAUGUUUGUUAGUUCCUUAUCUUUUUGAAGGGUAGGUUAAGACUGAUUUAUAAGUUUCCUUCUCCAGAUAUUUGAACGUCUGCAGAUAUAUUGAUUUAACAGUUUGACGGCGUAUGUAAAAACCUAUGGUUCCUUAUAUUUUUGAAGGUGAAGCUAAGAUUGAUUGAUGA
Messenger RNA from Alnus glutinosa, 2179 nucleotides. RefSeq lists its product as uncharacterized. The record is from RefSeq and is a predicted model, not a curated record. Lineage: Eukaryota; Viridiplantae; Streptophyta; Magnoliopsida; Fagales; Betulaceae. The transcript is spliced from 2 exons. Bases 99 to 1763 code for a protein of 554 amino acids.